Messenger RNA from Prunus armeniaca (apricot), 2445 nucleotides. The record is from the annotation of a GenBank genome assembly. Lineage: Eukaryota; Viridiplantae; Streptophyta; Magnoliopsida; Rosales; Rosaceae.
AUGGAGAUGGUGUGGCUUCUUCUGUGCAGCUUUGCUUUGUUGUUAAAGAUGAGCCUUGUCUGCAACUCUGAGGCUGGCAGUGUCACAUAUGAUGCAAGGUCUUUGAUUAUAGAUGGCCAACACAAAAUUCUGUUUUCUGGUUCCAUUCAUUAUCCCAGAAGCACUCCUGAGAUGUGGCCAUCUUUGAUAGCCAAAGCCAAAGAAGGAGGAAUAGACGUGAUACAAACAUACGUGUUUUGGAACCUUCAUGAACCCCGACAAGGAAAGUUUGAUUUCAGUGGAAGACAGGAUAUAAUAAGUUUCAUUACGGAAGUCCAAAAACAAGGCCUAUAUGUCUGCCUUAGAAUUGGACCCUUCAUUGAGAGUGAAUGGUCGUACGGGGGUCUGCCAAUUUGGUUACGGGACAUUCCCGACAUUGUUUUCCGAUCUGAUAACGAACCAUUCAAGACUGAAAUGGAAAAGUUCACAACGAAAAUGGUCGCUAUGAUGAAAGCAGAGAAUUUGUAUGCUUCACAAGGUGGACCAAUUAUAUUGUCACAGAUUGAGAACGAGUACAAAAUGGUAGAACCAGCUUUUCAUGAAAGAGGACCCCCUUAUGUUCGUUGGGCUGCAGCCAUGGCAGUGGGGCAGCAAACUGGUGUUCCCUGGGUUAUGUGUAAACAAAAUGAUGCUCCAGACCCUGUGAUCAACUCAUGCAAUGGGAUGAAUUGUGGAGAAACUUUUGCUGGUCCUAAUUCCCCUAAUAAGCCAUCACUUUGGACAGAGAACUGGACAAGCCAAUACCAAGUGUACGGUGGUGAACCGUACAUAAGAUCAGCUGAAGAAAUUGCAUAUCAGGUUGCGCUGUUUAUUGCAAAGAACAGAGGAAGCUAUGUUAAUUACUACAUGUAUCAUGGAGGAACCAAUUUCGGAAGAACAGCUUCUGCAUUUGUGGUGACUAGUUAUUAUGAUGAAGCUCCUCUUGAUGAGUACGGUUCAAUAAGGCAACCAAAAUGGGGUCAUCUUAAGGAAUUGCAUGCUGCAGUGAAGCUAGCCUCCAGUGCUCUACUUUCUGGAGACCAAACUAGUAUCUCUUUGGCCCAACUACAAGAUGCUUAUGUCUUCAAAGUACAAUCAGGAGAAUGUGCUGCUUUCUUGGUGAACAAGGGACCUAAACAUGCCACUGUCCUCUUUCAAGAAUCUUCAUAUCAAUUGCCACCAAAGUCAAUCAGUAUCCUACCAGACUGCAAAAACGUAGCCUUCAACACUGCAAAGGUAAGUGCACAACAUGCUACAAGAUCAUGGCAGGUAGCUCAAAAGUUUGAUUCAGCUGAAAACUGGGAAGAGUACAAAGAAGCUAUUCCAAAUUUUGAGAAGACCACAUUGCGAGCAAGCACAUUACCGGAGCAAAUAAGUAUAACGAAAGAUGAAUCUGAUUACCUUUGGUACACUUUCAGCUUUCAGUAUGAUUCGGACGCUCAAUCUACAUUUAGUGUAAAAUCACAUGGACAUGUCUUGCAUGCAUUUGUAAAUGGAGUAUUUACAGGAUCUGCACAUGGAAGGCACAGGAAUGAAAGUUUUUCCUUGGAGCAAACUGUUACUCUGAGUAAAGGGAUUAAUUAUAUAUCCUUGCUUAGUGCAAUGGUCGGAUUACGGGAUAAUGGAGCAUAUCUAGAGCGUAAAGUGGGUGGAUUACAUGAAGUGAGGGUUGGAGAUCAAGAUUUCAGCAAAAGCUCAUGGGGCUAUCAGGUUGGGCUGGAUGGAGAGAAGUUACAAAUCCAUAGCGACAGUGGACCAAGUAAAGUUCAAUGGAGUAAGUUGGGAAGCUCUGAUCAUCAACCACUGACAUGGUACAAGAUUCUAUUUGAUGCACCAGCAGGACAUGACUCUAUUGCAUUAAAUCUUGGUUCCAUGGGAAAGGGUGAAGCCUGGGUUAACGGCCAAAGCAUCGGUCGAUUUUGGGUCUCCUUCCAAACCCCGAAAGGCAAACCUUCACAGACAUGGUACAAUGUACCUCGAUCAUUCCUCAAGCCUACCGGGAACCUAUUAGUUCUCCUGGAAGAAGAAAACGGCGACCCCCUUGGAAUUUCACUGGACAAAGUUUCAGUAACACAAGUAUGUGGGCAUGUGUCUGAAACACAUCUACCCCCAGUGAGCAAAUGGUUGGUUCAGAAAACUCAGAAUAAGAAUAACACUAAAACGAAACUUGGUAGAAGGCCAAAAAUUCAACUCAGUUGUCCUCCAAAGAAGAGCAUCUCCAAAGUCUUAUUCUCAAGCUUUGGCAACCCUUCCGGUGAUUGUAAAACUUAUGCCACCGGAAGCUGCCACUCAUCUAAUUCCAAAGCAAUUGUAGAGCAGGCUUGUCUAGGGAAGAGGAGAUGUUCCAUCCCAGUAUCAUUACAAAAGUUUGGUGAUCCAUGCCCAAGCAUCAGUAAAACUUUGUUGGUUGAUGCACAAUGCACAUGA